Messenger RNA from Oncorhynchus keta (chum salmon), 2530 nucleotides. Its product is annotated as serine/threonine-protein kinase MAK-like. The record is from RefSeq and is a predicted model, not a curated record. Gene Ontology annotation, molecular function: protein serine/threonine kinase activity; ATP binding. Lineage: Eukaryota; Metazoa; Chordata; Actinopteri; Salmoniformes; Salmonidae. Gene Ontology annotation, cellular component: cytoplasm; cilium; nucleus. The transcript has 11 exons. Gene Ontology annotation, biological process: protein phosphorylation; cilium assembly; intracellular signal transduction. Bases 458 to 1504 code for a protein of 348 amino acids.
UUCUGUUCUGGGCCGAGCAGACGCCAAAUGAAUCCACUUCCCUUCUCGAGGAGAGGAGCACUCUUUCUCUUUCUCUCACUUCCUGUAUGGCUGAGCAAGGCGGUUCGAGUUCUCCACAUUGAGUUACCAAUUUAUUUUCUUUCUUUACUUUAUUAGGUCUAUUUGACAGGGACAGUGUAUAUUUAUCAACAUUUCUGUAAAUGUGCACGAUUUAGCCAGCCGGGGGAUCACUUUCAUUCGUAGUCCCUUGGACAUUCUACCACCACUACUUGAAAGGUAAAAGUGAAGAGGUGUAGUCGUUUUCUUUCUGUGUAUCUAGAAGAGAUGUCCUAGCUCCCCUGUGUCGUUAUUCUGAAUCUGAGACCCACCCCGCGGCAUUGUGAUCCUCGUCAGUCAAUGUGUCUGUUCUCCCAGAAGAAAGUAGCCUACUGUAGCUGCUGUGUGUUGACUGCUUCUCAUGAUGACUGACUCUACUAUGGGGCUGCGUUUGGGACCAGGACCAGGGCCGGGACCAGGCCCGACCUCUCCGCUGAAGGAGCAGCAGCAGGGUUGGAACGCGGCCCCGCGGUGGGAGAUGAACCGCUAUACCACCAUGAGACAGCUGGGGGACGGGACCUUCGGCAGCGUGCUCAUGGGCAAGAGCAACGAAUCUGGAGAACUGGUGGCCAUCAAGAGGAUGAAGAGGAAGUUCUACUCGUGGGAUGAGUGUAUGAACUUACGAGAAGUCAAGUCUCUGAAGAAGUUGAGCCAUGCCAACGUAGUGAAGCUGAAGGAGGUGAUUCGAGAGAAUGACCACCUCUACUUUGUCUUUGAGUACAUGAAGGAAAACCUCUACCAGCUGAUGAAGGACAGACAGAGAUUGUUCCCUGAGUCAGUGGUCAGGAACAUGCUGUUUCAGAUCUUACAGGGACUCUCCUUUAUCCAUAAACAUGGUUACUUCCACCGUGACAUUAAACCAGAGAACCUGCUCUGUAUGGGUCCAGAGUUGGUGAAGAUAGCUGACUUUGGGUUGGCCAGAGAGAUACGCUCCCAGCCUCCCUACACUGAAUACGUCUCAACUAGAUGGUACCGCGCCCCUGAGGUUCUCCUGAGGUCCCAGUCAUAUAGCUCUCCUAUAGACAUCUGGGCAGUGGGCUGCAUCAUGGCGGAGCUCUACACACUCAGACCUCUGUUUCCAGGAAACAGCGAGGUGGACGAGAUCUUCAAGAUCUGCCAGGUGCUGGGCACCAUGAAGAAGAUGGACUGGCCCGAGGGCUACAACCUAGCAGCCUCAAUGAACUUUCGUUUCCCCCAGUGUGUCCCGACCAGCCUGCGCUUGCUGGUCCCCAACGCCUCCAAUGAGGCCCUGGUUCUGAUGAGGGACAUGCUGCAGUGGAACCCCCAGAAGAGACCCACCACCAUGCAGGUAUACAUGUUAACCCCAACCCCAGAAGAGACCCACCUCCAUACAGGUAUACAUGUUAACCCCAGAAGAGACCCACCUCCAUACAGGUAUACAUGUUAACCCUAACCCCAGAAGAGACCCACCUCCAUACAGGUAUACAUGUUAACCCCAGAAGAGACCCACCUCCAUACAGGUAUACAUGUUAACCCCAGAAGAGACCCACCUCCAUACAGGUAUACAUGUUAACCCCAGAAGAGACCCACCUCCAUACAGGUAUACAUGUUAACCCCAGAAGAGACCCACCUCCAUACAGGUAUACAUGUUAACCCCAGAAGAGACCCACCUCCAUACAGGUAUACAUGUUAACCCCAGAAGAGACCCACCUCCAUACAGGUAUACAUGUUAACCCCAGAAGAGACCCACCUCCAUACAGGUAUACAUGUUAACCCCAGAAGAGACCCACCUCCAUACAGGUAUACAUGUUAACCCUAGAAGAGACCCACCUCCAUACAGGUAUACAUGUUAACCCCAGAAGAGACCCACCUCCAUACAGGUAUACAUGUUAACCCCAGAAGAGACCCACCUCCAUACAGGUAUACAUGUUAACCCCAGAAGAGACCCACCUCCAUACAGGUAUACAUGUUAACCCCAGAAGAGACCCACCUCCAUACAGGUAUACAUGUUAACCCUAACCCCAGAAGAGACCCACCUCCAUACAGGUAUACAUGUUAACCCCAGAAGAGACCCACCUCCAUACAGGUAUACAUGUUAACCCCAGAAGAGACCCACCUCCAUACAGGUAUACAUGUUAACCCCAGAAGAGACCCACCUCCAUACAGGUAUACAUGUUAACCCCAGAAGAGACCCACCUCCAUACAGGUAUACAUGUUAACCCCAGAAGAGACCCACCUCCAUACAGGUAUACAUGUUAACCCCAGAAGAGACCCACCUCCAUACAGGUAUACAUGUUAACCCCAGAAGAGACCCACCUCCAUACAGGUAUACAUGUUAACCCCAGAAGAGACCCACCUCCAUACAGGUAUACAUGUUAACCCCAGAAGAGACCCACCUCCAUACAGGUAUACAUGUUAACUCCAGAAGAGACCCACCACCAAUGAGGAUUAAUAUGCUGAUUUCUCACUGUGU